ACAGAUAGAUAGAUAGAUAGAUAGAUAGAAUAACAUAACAUAACAUAAAAUAGAUAGAUAGUGAGAGAUAGCAUAGCAUAACAGAUAGCUUAGAGAAAGAGUAGAUAAUAAAUAGAUAAAAUGGUGUAUCGCUGUGUUUGUGCCGGGUGCAAGAACUCCAGCAAAACUGGACAUAGGGUCCAUUGUUUCCCUAAGGACAAAGGGAUCUUCCGAAGCUGGGUGCAAUUUGUCAAGAUUAGGCGGGCAGAUUUUUCAGCUAGCUCUGUCACCGCCUACUCGAGAAUAUGCAGCGCGCAUUUCAACGAGGAGGAUUACCACUCAGGGGACGCCAAGAUGGUCGCACUUGGUUUAAAGAAUGAGAAAAUGGCAAAGUUAAUUCCUACCGCCGUGCCGUCUGUGAAUCCAAACCUCUCUGCUUGCCCUGUCCCGAGGUCAAGAGACACCACCAUCUGCCGCAAGCGAGCUAUUGCCACGAUGUUGACAGACGUCUCACAGCAGGAGACCGUGGACAGUGUAGACACUGUGGAGAGUGUCGAUACUGGGGAUCAGCCCUUGCCCUCCUCCACUUCUGACGCUGAGACACAGUGUUAUCUGAAGCCCCCCCGAUGGUCUCACGAUAAAUCUUGGGUAAACCUGAAGCCCAAGAUGGUCAGUGUAGGCACACAGACGUCAUUUAGCCCACAAACCUCCACUCCCCUCGCUAGUCCAGAACAGACAGAUGAAGAUGAUAAUGCCUCUGUCAUCAGUGAAUUAUCAUGGGCGCCCGAAGAGCCGAUGCAUGAGGAGGAUGAGGAGGACUUGUUUGAUGAGGAGCCACCUUACACUUGUUAUGCAACAUCAUUGAUGAAGGCCCCUCGGGAAAGCUACACCAAAUCACCUGCAGCUCUUCGAGAGGUUAGCGCCAAUUUGUCCUCCGAUGCACCCGCCCCCAUCGCCAAAUCCUUCGAACAGGUUCCUAAGGAGGAGGCCGUCAGCCUCUACCUAGCCCGGCAGUCACGCUACAAAAAAAACUAA
Messenger RNA from Carassius carassius (crucian carp), 1014 nucleotides. Its product is annotated as THAP domain-containing protein 10-like. The record is from RefSeq and is a predicted model, not a curated record. Gene Ontology annotation, molecular function: sequence-specific DNA binding. NCBI's taxonomy places the organism in Eukaryota, Metazoa, Chordata, Actinopteri, Cypriniformes, Cyprinidae. The transcript is spliced from 4 exons. Bases 121 to 1014 code for a protein of 297 amino acids.